Leucoraja erinaceus (little skate) is the source of this 5132-nucleotide messenger RNA. RefSeq names its product 5-hydroxytryptamine receptor 5A-like. Bases 2971 to 4002 code for a protein of 343 amino acids. The transcript is spliced from 2 exons. Gene Ontology annotation, cellular component: plasma membrane. NCBI's taxonomy places the organism in Eukaryota, Metazoa, Chordata, Chondrichthyes, Rajiformes, Rajidae. Gene Ontology annotation, biological process: adenylate cyclase-activating adrenergic receptor signaling pathway. Gene Ontology annotation, molecular function: G protein-coupled serotonin receptor activity. The record is from RefSeq and is a predicted model, not a curated record.
AUAGAUUCUUGAUUAGUACGGGUGUCGGAGGUUAUGGGGAGAAGGCUAGAGAAUGGGGUUAGGAGGGAGAGAUGGGUCAGCCAUAGACUAGAUGGGCCGAAAGGCCUAAUUCUACGCCUAUUACUUUAAAUUUUAUGAGACCCUUCUUCAGAUUGAGAGCUGCUGGUUUACAUUGCCAGAGACCCGGGUUCGAUCCUGACCUCCGGCGCUGUCAGUAUAGUUUGGACCUUCUUUCUGUGACCACGUGGGUUUUCUCCGGGUGCUCCGGAUUUCUCCUACAUUCCAAAAACGUGCAGGUUCGUAAUUUAAUUGCCUUCUGUGUUGUAUUGGCUCGAGAACUUGUACAGGGAGAACUUGCAAACUCCGUACAGACAGCAUUCGUAUUGGCUAUAUUAAAGUAUUUACUUUUUAUUGAUUAUAUAUUAUCUAUGUGAGGAGGAAUUUCUGUAGGUGGUGAAUCUGUGAAAUUCAUUGCCACAGGCUGAGAUGGAGGCCAAGUCAUUGGGUAUUCAUAAAGCGGAGAUUGAUAGGUUCUUGAUUAGUAAGGUUGUCAACGGUUAUGGGGAGAAGGCAUGAGAAUGGGAUUGAGCGGGAACAACAGAUCAGCCACGAUCGAAUGGUGGAGCAAAUGUUAUGGGAUAAAUGGCGUAAUCUGCUCCUAUGUCUUAUGAUCUUAUUGCAUUUACAGACCUGUUAUGCUGCUGCAAAUAAGAAUUUCAUUGUUCAAUUGACGGUAACUUAUGACAACCCAGACUGUGCAGUGAAACGUGUAACCCGGUCAUGUCAACACGCACCCUGAACAGUUGCAUUGAGUCGCAGAGCGUGGAGACAGGCCCUUCAGCCCACUGCCUCCGUACCAAUGCCAACCUAUACCAAUCCCAUUUCCCAGUGUUCAGCCCGGAGCGUUCCAUGCUAGGAUGUUGUGAGUCUCAUUUUUUUUUUAAACUUCCCGGGUCACUUUUUUCGGGGACCUGGCAGUGAAGUAUGCGACUGAUGUUCCGAGAGGGGCAGGGCAAUGAAAUUGAGACACAAAGAACUACAGGUGCUGGAAUCUUGACCAAAGCACAAACUGCCAGAGGAACUCAGUGGGUCAGGCAACAUCUGUGGAGGGAAUGGAUAGGCGACAUUUCAUAGUCACACAGCAUGGAGACAGUGUUAGGGGUUAUGGGGAGAAGGCAGGAGUUGAGAGAGAUAGACAAACCAGCCACGAUUGAAUGGUGCAGUAGACUAGAUCGGGCCUAAUAGCGUAAUUCUGCUCCUAGAACUUAUGCACUAAUGAACUUUCUACCCAAGUUAGUCACGCUCACCAACAUGCUCCAUCUACUCUAGUGCCACCUGCCUGCGUUCGGCCCAUCUCCCUCUCAAUCUGCCCUACCCUAUCCAUAUACCCAUCUAAACGCGUCUUAAACAUUGCGAUGGUACCUGCCUCAAUUACUUCCUCCGGCAGCUCAUUCCAUGCACCCACCACCUUUGUGUAAAAAAGUUACCCCCCAAGUUCCUAUUAAAUCCACUCACCUUAACAAUUUCGAACUGAGGAAGGGUCCCGACCCCAAAACAUCGUCUGUCCAUUGCCUCCACAGAUGCUGCCCGAGCCGUUGAAUUACUCCAGUUACUCUGUAUUUUGUUUCAAGUAAAGACUUAGUGAAUAUUCCUGCCUCUACCACCCCUCAGUCAGUGAGUUCCAGGACUACGAUAUCUCCUCAUUUCAUCUACUCCACUGCGAUAUCUCAGAGCAUUUGAGAUAGGUGAUGUUUCCGGUUAGGAUCAUUCUUCGUACUGAAAACUGGUUUAAACUGAAAGGGUCUGGACCUGGAACGUCACCUAUCCAUGUUCUCCAGGGGUGCUGCCUGGCCCGCUGAGUUAUUCCAGCAUGUUGUUUCCUUUUGUGCAUUACCUAAAACCUGCAGUUCCUUGUUUCUGCAGGGAUAAUAGAGACAUGGAAUGAUCGGGUGAUCGGUGGUUAGCGUGGACUCGGGUGGGCCAAAGAUUGCAUCACUAAACUAUGGGCCGGCACAAUAGCACAGCGGUAGAGUUGCUGCCUUACAGCGCCCGGGAUCGUUCCUGACUAAGGGCGCUGUCUGUACGGAGUUUGUACAUUCUCCCUGUGACCUCGUGGGUUUUCCCCAGCCGCUCCGGUUUCCUUCCGCGCUCCAAAGACGUACAGGUCUGGAGGUUAAUUAGCCUCUGCAAACUGUCCUGAGUGUAGCCGGCGUGGACUCGGUGGGUUGAUCAGCCUGUUUCCACGUUGUAUCUCUGAACUCAACUAAAACUGUGUGUGUGUGCAGAGCCAGCCGUCUGUGUGUUUAUGGGGUUAAUGGUCAGAAAUAGAAGAUUUAAUUGAUUCCCAUUAACUAGGGUCCCCUCGCUCACACGUUCAGCCAAUUGCCGCUGGCUGUGGCCGUUUUCUCGGCUUGCUUUGUCCAAACACCCAUUGCUAAAGGAAUAGGUAGCGUUGCUAAAGGAGGUGGUCGAGCGGCGCGCUGUAAAUCCAUGAGCACUCGCUGUACCGCACGGAUUCGGCGACAAGGGGCGACCGCUUAUAAACUGAGCGCUGGGGUCAGCUGCUUGUGUUGACGUAAGUAUUCCUCCCUCCCUUUAAAACAACUCGGAUCUGAUCUCUCUUCUCUUACACCUUAAACACAAGGUCCGCUCCGAGCAGCAGCAGCGGCUGGAGCCCGGCUGCGACGUGUUUUACUUAAACCCGGCGCGGUGUAAUUCUAAAUUCAAUGCAACACUCCUGACAAAACCACUUGAGCUCAAACCUCGUCUGCUUCUAUCCUGAACCAGGUUUGGCAAGGAAUUUAUCCUGGACAUCUCGCCGGGUCCGGUGGAGGCGCGGAGCAAGGAGCGACGAUAGAUGGGGGAGGGAGAGCGGUCCCGAGUUGGUACUUAAAGACGGCUGCUCGCCACCGCAUUUUUUUUUUAAAACGCCAACCCCUUUGUCCCACGUUCAGGACUUGGUGGGACACCAUGGCUUUGUCCAACCACACGCCGUGGGGCAACUGGACGGGAUCCGCGGACUUGUCCCCGAAGCCGGCAUCGAUAUUCAGCAUCAUUGUCCUGACUUUGUUGGCGAUCCUGGUCCUGGCUACCUUCCUGUGGAACGUCCUGGUCCUGGUGACCAUCCUGCGGGUGAGGACCUUUCACCGGGUGCCCCACAACCUAGUGGCCUCCAUGGCCAUUUCGGACGUGAUGGUGGCCGCCCUGGUCAUGCCGCUGAGCUUGGUCCAUGAGUUGGACGGACGGCGCUGGAGACUGGGCAAGGUCCUGUGUCAGGUGUGGAUCUCCUUCGAUGUCCUGUGUUGCACUGCCAGCAUAUGGAACGUGACUGCCAUCGCCCUGGACCGGUACUGGUCCAUCACCCGGCACUUGGAGUACACAUUGAAAACCAGGAAAAAGAUCUCCAACAUCAUGAUCAUCCUGACUUGGGUCCUCUCCUCGGUCAUCUCCCUCUCGCCGCUCUUCGGCUGGGGCAAGACCUACUCCGAGCAGGAAGAACAAUGCCAAGUCAGCCAGGAGCCUUCCUACACUAUCUUCUCCACCUUCGGGGCGUUCUACCUGCCUCUCUGCGUAGUCCUCUUCGUCUACUGGAAAAUAUACAAGGCAGCCAAAUUCCGGAUCGGUUCCCGCCGCACCAACACGAUCACCCCGAUGCCUGAGGUUGUAGAGGUGAAAGAGGCUUCCCACCAACCGGAGAUGGUCUUCACCGUUCGCCAUGCCACCGUCACCUUCCAGACGGACGGUGACACCUGGCGGGAGCAGAAGGAGAAGAAGGCCGCUCUGAUGGUCGGCAUUCUCAUCGGGGUCUUUGUGCUGUGCUGGAUCCCAUUCUUCAUCACUGAACUCAUCAACCCUCUCUGCUCCUGCGACAUCCCUCCCAUUUGGAAGAGCAUCUUUCUCUGGCUUGGAUACUCCAAUUCUUUCUUCAACCCGUUGAUAUACACCGCCUUCAACAAGAACUACAACAACGCCUUUAGAAACCUCUUCUCGAGACAGCGGUGAGGUGCUGCUCCGCACUCUCUCACCUAUGCAUUCAACGCACAAAGGGAAUGGGUUGAAUAGUGGGGAUGCCUUGGAGAUGGCAAUCUUUCAGUGUGACAUAACCAACCCUGAGACAUAAAGCUGGACUGUAUAUAUAUAUAUAUAUAUAUACAUAUACAUAUAUAUAUCUCAGCAUCCUUCUUACCCAUUCUGACUCAAAACACUCUCACCAUAUCUUGUGGAGCUACGCUGCUAUUUAUGGUAAAACCCAUUUGCGACCUCUGACUUUGUCAAAUGUCUUUUGUCGUUAAGUGUAUAUAUAAGCAUUUCAUUUGCACAUCUCUGAAUAUAAUGCAUCCAAUGCGUUUUUAGGACAGCAUGUCUACUUGCACCAGAGCUGAGAGAAUGCAACUUUAGAAAUGGUUUCUGAUAAUGACGGCCUAAUAUUGUGCUGAUGAGUCUAUUUUAUAUUGAAUUCUCAAAUCAUGAAGAGCACUGACUUUAUUGUUCCUCAUCUAAGGGGACUGGAAAUCUUAUGGGGCUUCCCUUGGUUAGAGGACGGUUCUUUGUGUGAUCUUCAGCCAGCAGAGCGUGUAAUCCAUGUUGGCAACAUGCUGAGCUUCCCAGCAACUCCAAAGCCAGAUUUCUGCCAAUUCGAUUUGUUCACCGUGAUAUAUAAAAAAAACACAUUUGAACAUGGAUGCAGGAAUAUUUUGUUGCUGUUCCAGAUUUAGCUGCAUCUCAAGUCUAGCUAUUUGUGCUACCAACCGUACAGGUGUGACCAACUUUGAUACUGGAACUUGGGAGGUUUGCUGAGAGUGUGAUGGAUUCCAUUCUCAAUUCCUCGGAGGUUGACAGUGUGGGUAAUUGAUCACGUGUAUCCUAUCCAAAUCCAAUCGGUAUAAUUUCUGCCCCACCAUGGUGUCGUUUAACUUAGAGUAACUGGUGAUUAAUUGUAUAUUUUCUACUGCUGUUGUUGUGUUGAAUGUGCCUGAGGUUGAGCUGCAGAAGGUACGAAUUUCAUUGUUCUGGUUCAAAUCAGCGUAUAUUGCAAAUAAACUCUCUUGACAUACCAAUCUACCUUGAAGCAUCCACAUAUGAUGUAAUGUAUCAGCAAUGGUUUCAUCAUUGGCCAUUCUCUCACAAUAGCA